Molecule: messenger RNA, 3444 nt
Organism: Sphenostylis stenocarpa
Lineage: Eukaryota; Viridiplantae; Streptophyta; Magnoliopsida; Fabales; Fabaceae
Source: the annotation of a GenBank genome assembly
AUGUCGAGCGACAGCGACGAGGAAGAGCUCCUCCAGAUGGCGCUGAAGGAUCAAUCGCAGCGAGAUCUCAACUACGGCAAAUCCUCCGGCAAUUCACGCAAGCCCGUCGCUAACUACGUCCAACAGCCGAAGAAACCGGCGCCAACUUCCAAACAGUCCAACUCCAAGGGCAGAGUCGCGGACGAUGACGACGAUUCCGAAGUGGAGAUGCUAAGCAUCUCCAGCGGCGACGAGGACAACGCCAGAGAUCCGGUUGCCGCCUCCAGGACCAAAGGCGCCGCUGCCACCGGAAGACCGGCGCGCGACGACGAUCGCGCCUGGGACGGCGAGGAGCCUAGUCGCUGGAAGCAUGUUGACGAGGCUGAGCUUGCUCGUAGGGUUCGUGAAAUGAGGGAAACAAGAACAGCACCUGUGGCUCAGAAAUUCGUGCCUCCAAAAUUUGAAAGGAAGGGUUCUGCGGCGGGUAGAAAGGGGCUUACCUACUUACAGUCAUUCCCACGUGGCAUGGAAUGCGUUGAUCCACUGGGGUUGGGGAUCAUAGAUAACAGAACACUAAGGUUGAUCACUGCGUCUUCACAUAGUUCUCUGAAUGCUGACAAGGAUAUUGUGGAAGGCAACCUACGGGAAAAAUUGCUGUACUUUUCGGAGAACUUUGAUGCAAAACUCUUUUUAUCCCGGAUACACAGUAAUACCAGUGCUGCUGAUCUGGAGGCUGGUGCACUUUCUUUGAAAACUGAUUUCAAAAGUCGUACUGAGCAGAGAAAACAGUUGGUUAAGGAUAACUUUGAUUGCUUUGUCUCUUGCAAAACAACAAUUGAUGAUAUUGAGUCAAAGUUAAGACGAAUUGAGGAUGACCCUGAAGGGUCUGGGACUUCCCAUUUGUUUAAAAUUAUUCAGGAAGUCAGUUCACAGGCUAAUCGUGCUUUGAAGCCUUUAUUUGAGAGACAGGUGGCUGAAUCUCAAGCAGAAAAGAUUAGAACUGUGCAAGGUAUGCUACAGAGGUUUCGAACGCUUUUCAACCUACCAAGUACUAUCCGUGCCAGCAUUAGCAAGGGUGAAUAUGAUUUGGCAGUUAGGGAGUACAAGAAGGCCAAAUCAAUUGCUCUACCCUCUCAUAUUCAGGUAGGUAUCCUAAAACGUGUUCUCGAAGAGGUUGAGAAAGUGAUGAAUGAUUUCAAGACCAUGCUUUUCAAGUCUAUGGAAGAUCCACAAAUAGAUCUGACAAACCUUGAGAAUACUGUGAGGUUACUGUUGGAUUUGGAGCCAGAGUCAGAUCCAGUAUGGCAUUACUUAAAUAUACAGAAUCAACGAAUUCGUGGUCUGCUCGAGAGGUGUACUUUAGAUCACGAGGCUAGAGUGGAAAAUUUGCAUAAUGAUUUGCGUGAUAGGGCUAUUUCUGAUGCCAGAUGGAUGCAAAUUCAAGAUGUGGAUGAAUCUGUAGGUUCAGAUAUCAACAACUCCACUAUUGGUAAUAGCUAUCCUCCAGUCCUUUCUUAUCAAGCAGAUCUAAGUGGCGAAGAGCUUGAUGGUUUAAGAGGAAGGUAUAUUCGUAGAUUAACUGCUGUAAUCAUCCAUUAUAUACCAGCAUUCUGGAAGGUUGCACUGUCUGUUUUCAGUGGGAAAUUUGCAAAGUCUUCCCAAGUUGCCACUGAUUCAAAUUCCAACAGUUCUGUAAAUAAAAUUGAAGAAAAAGCUGGAGAUGUGAAAUACUCAAGUCAUUCUCUUGAUGAAGUUGUUGCAAUGAUAUGUAGCACAAUAUCAAUGUAUGGAGUCAAGGUCCAUAAUGAAGCUAUAUUAGAAGAGGAGCCAGGGAAUAGAAGAGGAAAGGACAAAUGGGCCUCAAACAAGGUUACUAACGUUUUUCACGAUCUAGAGGAAUCAAAUGUCCUCCGGUCCUACAUGAGUGAGGCAAUAGAAGAUAUAUCUAAAGCAUGUGCAGCUUUGGAAUUGAAGGAAGCUGCUCCUCCGAUUGCUGUUUGUGCUAUGCGAACAUUGCAAUCAGAGAUUAUAAGGAUUUAUAUACUGAGGCUUUGCUCUUGGAUGCGGGCAUCAGUUGAAGAGGUUUCAAGGGAUGUGACAUGGGUUAUUGUAUCAAUUCUUGAAAGGAACAAAUCCCCAUACGCUAUCUCAUUCUUGCCUUUAAGAUUCCGUUCAGUUUUAGCCUCUGCAGUGGAUCAAAUCAAUUUGAUGCUUCAGUCCUUAAGGAAUGAGGCAACAAAGUCAGAGGAUAUGUUUAUGCAAUUUCAAGAAACUCAAGUAUCUGUCAGACUUGCAGUUUUAAACUGCUUCCUGGAUUUUGCUGGUAUUUUAGAGCGUAUUGGUUUUGAACUCGGCCAACAUAGAUCAGGUGAAGAGGGCUCGCAGUUACCAAAUGGAUAUACUCAUGAAUUGGAUAAUACUUCCUCUGAUCUUCAUGGAGGUGUUGCUUAUCCCCAUCAAAAGUUAUUGGUAGUUCUAAGCAAUAUCGGUUAUUGCAAAGAUGAACUUUCAUAUGAGUUGUAUAACAAAUAUAAACACAUCUGGCUGCAUUCCAGGGAGAAGGAUGAAGGAAACAGUGAUGUACAAGAUCUCGUGAAUAGUUUCUCAGCGCUUGAAGGAAAGGUCCUUGAACAGUAUACUUUUGCAAAGGCAAACUUGAUCAGAUCUGCUGCCAUGAAUUAUCUGCUGAAUUCUGGCAUUCAUUGGGGAGCGGCACCUGCAGUUAAAGGUGUCCGUGAUGCAGCAGUAGAGUUGCUGCAUACAUUGGUAGCUGUCCAUGCAGAGGUUUUUGCUGGUGCUAAGCCUCUCUUGGAUAAAACACUUGGCAUUCUUGUGGAAGGCUUGAUUGACACAUUCAUCAGCAUUUUUCAUGAAUAUGAAGCUACUGAACUUAGUGCACUUGAUACAAAUGGAUUUUGUCAGCUCAUGCUUGAGCUUGAGUACUUCGAGACUAUAUUAAACCCAUAUUUUACAUCUGAUGCAAGAGAUUCCUUGAAGUCUUUACAAGGAUUACUUUUGGAAAAAGCCACUGAGAGUGUGACUGAUGCUGGCGACAAUCUGGGACAUAAUCGACGACCAACUCGUGGCAGUGAAGAGGCACUUGGAGACGAUAAGCAACAAGGAACAACUGUAUCACCAGAUGAGCUCAUUAGUCUUGCACAGCAGUACAGCUCCGAGUUCCUUCAAUUAGAGCUUGAGAGGACACGCAUUAACACAGCGUGCUUUGCAGAAUCUACUCCUUUGGACACUAUGCCAGAACCAGCCAAAUCUGCUUACUCUCCUUUCAGGAACUCAAUGGAUUCCCCUAGCAAAAACUACAGAGGAGAUCCAAAAAUACUGAAGUCUUCAUCAUUCAGAGAGCCACACGUUCCAGCGAAAUGGAUAGUGACGUGUCAUGCGACAGCGGGUUACAUUAGCAAAACUCCGUUGUGCUGCUGCGGAGAAAAAGCGAAAGAAAAAGACUGA